Acanthosepion pharaonis is the source of this 489-nucleotide messenger RNA. The record is from the annotation of a GenBank genome assembly. Lineage: Eukaryota; Metazoa; Mollusca; Cephalopoda; Sepiida; Sepiidae.
AUGAUCAUCAUUGUAGCGCGAAUAUUUUUUACUUCAUUUUUUGUGAAUUUUAUUAUUAUUGAUUCUUUAAAAGUAUUGUCAGCUGUUAUUAUUGCUCUCUUCAUUGCUAUCUAUCUAUCUAUCUAUCUAUCUAUCUAUCUAUCUAUCUAUCUGCUCCAGUCUGUUCAUUGCUAUCUAUCUAUCUAUCUAUCUAUCUAUCUAUCUAUCUAUCUAUCUAUCUGUUUCAGUCUCUUCAUUGCUAUCUAUUUGCUCCAGUCUUCUAUUGUUAUCUAUCUAUCUAUCUAUCUAUCUAUCUAUCUAUCUAUCUAUCUAUAUAUAUAUCUAUCUGUUCCAGUCUGUUCAUUGCUAUCUCUCUAUCUGUUCCAAUUAAUCUAUCUAUCUAUCUAUCUAUCUAUCUAUCUAUCUAUCUAUCUAUCUAUCUAUCUAUCUAUAACACAUUUGCCGCUGAUGAGUGCUUCAAUACAACACGUCUGUGUGGUUGUUUUCUAA